Dermatophagoides pteronyssinus (European house dust mite) is the source of this 1153-nucleotide messenger RNA. Its product is annotated as acyl-CoA-binding domain-containing protein 5-like. Lineage: Eukaryota; Metazoa; Arthropoda; Arachnida; Sarcoptiformes; Pyroglyphidae. Gene Ontology annotation, molecular function: fatty-acyl-CoA binding. Gene Ontology annotation, cellular component: cytoplasm. The record is from RefSeq and is a predicted model, not a curated record. Gene Ontology annotation, biological process: fatty acid metabolic process.
UGUUCAACCUUCAAUUUAUUUAAAUAUAAAAUCAAUCAAUUUUCAAUCAUCAUUAUCGAUUAUUUGUCGAUAGUUUUCAAUCAGCGAUCAUCAUCAUCAUCAUCAUGUCGAUUGAACAACAAUUUGAUGCUGCUGUUAAAGUUAUACAAUCAUUACCUAAAGAUGGAUUUUUUCAACCAUCCAAUGAAAUGAGAUUAAGAUUUUAUGCAUUUUUUAAACAAGCAACCGAAGGACCAAAUCAAACAAAAAGACCUGCAUUUUAUGAUAUUAUUAAUCGUUAUAAAUGGGAUGCAUGGACAAAAUGUGGUCAAAUGUCCAGACAAGAAGCAAUGCAAUUAUAUGUUGAUGAAUUGAAAAAAGUUAUCGAAACAAUAUCAAUGACACAUGAAGUAUCUGAAUUUUUAGAUUUGCUUGGUCCUUUUUAUGAAUUUUUACCCGAAGAAAUGACCAAUGAUGCUAAUAAUAGCAAAAAUGAUACCAAAAUGAAUGGUUCUGCCGUAGCAGUCGCCGACGAUAAUAAUCAAGUGUUAACAACAAAAAUGAAUGAUGAAAAUAUUAAUGGCCAAAAUAAUCAAAUAGCUACGACCAAUCAUUUGACAACCAUUUAUGAUAGUGAUGGUGAUGAAUUUACCGAUACAAUCGAUUCAUUAUCACCACGACAUGAACAAAAGCCGAAAAUAUUUCCCAAUACAUUUGAUAAUGAUGAUGAUUCAAUGAUGAUCAAUACUGAUCAAAACUGUGACGAAUCAUCAACGAUUAUCAACAACAAUAACAAUCGUCGACCUAAAUUAACAACAACAACGAAUCAAUCAUCACUUGGUUUCAAUGAACAAUUAGCUGUUGCAAUAUUUCAAUUACAAAAUUCAUUGGAUCGUAUAACGAAUCGUGUUAGAAAAUUAGAGCAACAGCAGGUCACCAUUAUUAAACAACAAGAAGAUCAACAACAGUCAUCAUCUUCUUCCGGUAAUAAAUGGCCUUUAAGUGAAUUACGUCCACAAACAGCAAUAUUCUUAUUGACAUGGCCAAUGGCAGCAUUUUUUAUAUUAAAUUAUCUGCAACGUUUGCGUAAAAAAUGAUGGAUUCAAUUCAAAUCAAAUCAAUCAAUCAACCACUCACAAAGUACUCAAUCAGUCAAUCACUCAAUCAAAUCAAA